This is a messenger RNA of Gongylonema pulchrum, 894 nucleotides long. The record is from the annotation of a GenBank genome assembly. NCBI's taxonomy places the organism in Eukaryota, Metazoa, Nematoda, Chromadorea, Rhabditida, Gongylonematidae.
AUGCCGCUGUGUUGUCGAAAUCUGGAUGAAACAGAAGAUGAGGAGCCGGUGACGGAUGACGAGGGCGGCCCUAUUCCAAUUGGAAGAGUCAAAGCUUUAGUUUCGAUGAUGACUCCACGUGAUCAUCGAGUUUCGCAAAAUCCAUCGUUUGUUGAGUUCGAUAUGGCACUGGAAGGAUUCGCCUGUCUUGUUAUUCCAUCACUGGCUCCACUUGCAGCUGAUCUUGGAGGAAUUGGGCACGGCGAACGAAUAUUCCCUCCAUUAAAUGGUUUAACUGUAAUGCUGUGGCUCUGCGUGGAACAGUUCAGCGAUAAGAAGGUCGAUCCUCAUCCAAUACGUUUGCUUACAAUAUAUCGCUCAUUCAGUUCGACCAAAAAAGAAGAUGGUCCGAAUCAAAAUUCUUCGCUCGUGUGUUUUUCAAUGCAGCUCAGUUCCAUCGACCAUUCACUUCUGAUUUGUACAGCGGAAAGCGACACUGCUGGCAAUGAUUUGGAGAAAGAGGGCAGUGUUAACGAUGAGGGUUUAAUUCGUAUUGCGCUAGCAGACACGUUGUGCACAGGCCAGUGGACACACAUUGCUGUCGUUCUGACACGAUCGGUGCUCAAGCACAGCCAGGCUACCGUUCACAUCAAUGGUCGUCCUGAAGGUUCUUAUAAGCUGCAUUAUAUCAACCAGAAUAUCGGUGCAGGAGCAACUCAUUUGUCGCAAGCGGCCAGCGUCUAUGCCGUUAUUGGCACCCCGCCAGCCUAUCGUUCACCCAGCAGACUGUGUUUUAAAAUCGCCACAUUCACAUUGCUCGAGGAGCCGCUCAGUACGGAAGCCAUUAAUCGUGUUUACAACAUGGAACCUCAUUAUAUUGGCAAUUUUCAAGAAGCAGUAGGCUUUGGAAUUUGA